This is a messenger RNA of Anthonomus grandis grandis, 1556 nucleotides long. Its product is annotated as arrestin domain-containing protein 3-like. Gene Ontology annotation, cellular component: cytoplasm. Gene Ontology annotation, biological process: protein transport. The transcript has 9 exons. NCBI's taxonomy places the organism in Eukaryota, Metazoa, Arthropoda, Insecta, Coleoptera, Curculionidae. The record is from RefSeq and is a predicted model, not a curated record. Bases 180 to 1376 code for a protein of 398 amino acids.
GGUCAAUUUUAGUUGGAAUUUAAAGGUCGUUAUGAUAGUGGCGUUUUUGCGUACAUCCCAGAUCUACCUCAAUAACUGUGAUUUCUAUCUCAUAAGUGUACUUAGUUUUAUAUUAUGUCGAUAAUUAGUGAACGUACUUACUGACGUCAUGCUUUAGGUAGGUUCCAAAGUUCUGAAAAAUGUCUUCCGUAAGUAUUCGGUUUAAUAAGGCUACCUACGUUACUGGAGAAAUGAUAGAGGGCCAAGCCGUAUGCCAGUUUAGAUCACCAAAACAAUUUAGAAAAAUUAAGCUUCGUUUUAAAUGUAAAGAGCAUACACAAUAUAGUAAGACUAAAGCUCGUUAUAAUAGCUUAAGUGGCAAAACUGAAUUUCGACCUGUCAAAUUUACUGGAGACAAUAUAAUUUUGUUUCAAGAAAUAAACUUACUGGAGCAGGGUGAACUUCCCAGUGGGGAACACGUGUUUCCAUUUAGUUUUUAUAUCCCACAUGGUUUUCCUAGCAGUUUUCAUAGAAAAAAUGGCGAUAUUACUUAUUCAUUCAAGCUUAUAGUUGAUCGAGCAUUUAAAUUUGAUAUAGAAGAUAAGAAAAUUGUGAAUGUAAUUUCUCUCAUUAGAUUUCAUGAUAUUUCACAAAUUUUAUUGAGUCCACUAACAUUAUCCGAUGAAAAUACUAUAUGUUGUUGGUGCUGCAGCGGAGGUUCUAUAGAAGUUCAAUUGGAGUUUGAUAACAGAGUAUUUACCCAAGGAAAAGCUAAAAGCAUUAGAGUAUCCUGUUCUAACAUGUCAAAUAAAAAUAUUGAAGAAAUCUCUUUAAAGAUAAAACAAAAAAUAAAAUUUAUAACAACAAGUCCAUCUCAGAACUCCAAAGAGAUAAGUGAUACAAUAUAUAAAACACAAACAUCUGGGGUAGGAGCACAUGGAGAUAAAACUUGCUUUCUUAUAGUAACCAUUCCUGAUAAUGUCGAUGUUCCUAAUUUCUCAGUAAGCAGGUUGUUUGAAGUUUAUUAUGAGUUAAAAUUAAAAGCCGUUGUCUCAGGUUGUCACAAAGACUUGGAAAUAGUAACAGAGGUGGGCAUCACCAAUGUUUUACAUCCAGCGGACGCGCCUCAAAGAACGUUUGAAAAUGAUGCAAUAAAUAAUGCGACAGAUUAUCCUCCAAUGCCCAUGCCUAUGGUCAAUGCACCUGUUAUAGGUAUGCCUAUGCCAGCGGAGGGAUACGGUUUACCUUCUUACUCUGACUCUGCCUAUCCACCAGAGCAGCCUGGACCUUUAGCACCCUGCAACCGAGAACCUAGUGCGCCCUCAGGUCCAGAAUAUGCCCAACUACUGAGUAAUGAAUUACCGCCUCCCAGCUAUAACCAAGCUGUCGGGAAUUAAAAUAUUUUAAUGUCAAAACUUGUUGGCCUUCUAAGAUGCCUCUGUUAUACAGAAUUUUGUAUCUUUAUAUUUAUAAAUGGUGAUACUAGCUUAGUUGUUUCGCACGGAUAUUUUUUAUAUAUUUUUAUAUAAGCGGUUUCGUCUAUCUUUUAAUAUAGAUGCUAAUUGUUUUCGCUUUUA